GCUGAGAUACGCAGUGUCUGCACUGAAGCUGGAAUGUUCGCGAUACGGUCACGCAGAAAAAUGGCCACCGAGAAGGACUUUUUAGAAGCUGUGAACAAAGUGAUAAAAUCCUACGCCAAAUUCAGUGCGACUCCUCGUUACAUGACAUAUAAUUAG
Molecule: messenger RNA, 156 nt
Organism: Protopolystoma xenopodis
Lineage: Eukaryota; Metazoa; Platyhelminthes; Monogenea; Polystomatidea; Polystomatidae
Source: the annotation of a GenBank genome assembly